Molecule: messenger RNA, 648 nt
Organism: Pseudomassariella vexata
Lineage: Eukaryota; Fungi; Ascomycota; Sordariomycetes; Amphisphaeriales; Pseudomassariaceae
Product: Got1/Sft2-like family-domain-containing protein
Exons: 4
Coding region: 1-648 (215 amino acids)
Biological process (GO): vesicle-mediated transport
Cellular component (GO): membrane
Source: RefSeq, a predicted model, not a curated record
AUGGCUUCGACAUCAUUUCGAGAGUCCAUGAACUCGCUGGGCUGGUCCCGUCGCGAACCAGACAUGCCCGUCAAUACCAACCAGCAGUCGGGGUUGCUCUCGUCCAUCAAAUCGCUGAAUCCCUUUGGCGACCGUGGGUAUGUUCAGCUUCCGACGGUAGAGGGCGCGGGUGCCCCUCUGCCGGCAAGCAAUCGUCGCGAAGAAGAAGAAGGAUGGUUCGUACUGAGUCGAUGGGACCGCAUGUUGAUAUUCGGUGCCUGUAACAUUGCCGCGCUGGCAUGCUUCGUGCUUUGCUUUGCACUAUGGCCUAUUCUAUUCCCGCGGCCUCGCAAGUUCGCCAUUCUAUGGUCCUUCGGCUCCAUUCUGUUCCUCUGUUCAUUUGGGGCUGUGAUGGGCCCUAUGACUUACGUCCGGCACCUGCUGUCUGGAAACCGUCUGCCUUUCACGGCAGCCUAUUUCGGGUCCAUCUUUUUGACCUUAUUCUUCUCCCUCGGUCUCCGAAGUACAUUUCUGACAUUGAUAUCGGCAUUCAUCCAGCUCGCCUGUCUUGCCUGGUACCUAGUCAGUUAUUUCCCGAUGGGCUCAAAUGGUCUGCGUCUCGCCACAACGUUUGGGGCGCGGAGGGCUGCCGCGUGGGUAACCGGUUAG